Messenger RNA from Talpa occidentalis (Iberian mole), 4118 nucleotides. It is a transcript of the gene TNFAIP8, whose product is annotated as TNF alpha induced protein 8. The transcript is spliced from 2 exons. Gene Ontology annotation, biological process: regulation of apoptotic process. Lineage: Eukaryota; Metazoa; Chordata; Mammalia; Eulipotyphla; Talpidae. The coding region runs from base 172 to 810 and encodes 212 amino acids. Gene Ontology annotation, molecular function: cysteine-type endopeptidase inhibitor activity involved in apoptotic process. Gene Ontology annotation, cellular component: cytoplasm. The record is from RefSeq and is a predicted model, not a curated record.
UGAGACGCGAUUCGUCACUCUUGCAGAACUUUCCCCCUGAAAAUCCCUGCAGCAGAACCAACCCUCCCCGCGGCUCUGGGGAGGUUUUGAUUUUGGUGACUUUUCCUUCCUUUUAUUUCCCGUCGUGUGCGGGGUUUGGCGGCGGAGCAAACUCGCAGCUCGCCCGAGUACAUGUCAGCGGUAAUCGCCCCCGCAGCCGGGUCCCCUGCCACCAUGCACUCCGAAGCAGAAGAGCCCAAAGAAGUGGCCACAGAUGUCUUCAAUUCCAAAAACCUGGCCGUUCAGGCACAGAAGAAGAUUUUGGGUAAAAUGGUGUCCAAAUCCAUUGCGACCACCUUAAUAGAUGAUACCAGCAGUGAAGUGCUGGAUGAGCUGUACAGAGUGACCAAGGAGUACACCCAAAACAAGAAGGAGGCGGAGAAGAUCAUCAAAAACCUCAUCAAAACAGUCAUCAAGCUGGCCAUUCUUUACAGGAAUAAUCAGUUCAAUCAAGAUGAGCUAGCACUGAUGGAGAAAUUUAAGAAGAAAGUCCACCAGCUCGCUAUGACGGUGGUCAGUUUCCAUCAGGUGGAUUAUACCUUUGAUCGGAAUGUGUUGUCCAGGCUGCUGAAUGAGUGCCGGGAGCUGCUCCACCACAUCAUUCAGCGUCACCUCACCGCGAAGUCACACGGACGGAUUAAUAAUGUCUUCGAUCACUUUUCAGAUUGUGAUUUUUUGGCUGCCUUGUAUAAUCCCUUUGGAAAUUUUAAACCCCACUUACAAAAACUUUGUGAUGGUAUCAACAAAAUGUUGGAUGAAGAGAACAUAUGAGCGUGUGAAUUGAGAUGGUGACUGCUCGUAAUUUGUUUGAAGAUGGAGCACUGCUGAUUUAUGAAGGAAAAAAGAAUUUUUAACGAUUACGCCUUUUCCAGAAAGACUGCCCAAUUUGAUUGUUGGACACAAACGAUAAUGUUUUAUGAGGCUUGUUUAUUUGAAGAAAAGCAGAGUGCCAAAAAUUCUAGUUAAAAACUUCUUAACAGUAAUAGAUCAUGGGAAAGUUGUAUCCUUGAUAAUGCAAACAUGGAGUUAUAAAUUGAGAAAUACGAAUGACUCCAAACCUCAAGACAUCUUCUUUUAGGGUAAUAGAUGUGUCAACGGCACAGUGAAUAUUUGCAACAUGUACAGACUUCUGCAUUUUGAUUCACUUUUAUUCCUUACUGUGGAUAUGUACCUCUUUAAAAAACCCAAAACCUUUCUCUUGUUGCCAUUGCUUCUUUUGCAACAAUUCCAUUUUCAAGUCAACCUUUAUUAACGAUUUUGUCGUUGACAUUCCGGAAUUAAGUCUUAACUAAGAAGUAAGACAUUCAAGGUUUGAGGCAGUCAAGUGAAACUCAGAAAAAUAAAAAAAACGGCUCUGAAGUUGAUGUUGUAUAAACAAGCUGUAUUUGACAUUUUAAAUAAUGUCUAAUGUAAGAAUAUGCUUCUGGUAUUGUUUUGUUUUUGUUUUUGUUUUUAUAGUACCAAGAGUGAUACUUCCCCAAAAUGUGAUAAUUCCCCAAAACGUAUUGGUGUGUGUUGCCUUGAAAUAAUUGCUGAGAGCUUUACUUUUAUCUUAUCUAGAACAUGUGCUGAUGGAAUCUUCAUUUUUAUAUCCAUUUCAAAUGUAAAAGUAAAAAUAUAGAUUAUUCUUGAUAUGGAGACAACAAAAAUAAUGGUGUCAAGAAAGAUACAAACAUUUUGUAAAGCAUACAUUUUGAGAAGAAUCCAUCAAAAUAACUUAAUUUGGGGGCAUCAGGAGCAAAGGAGUAGAAUGGAUAUUUCUCCAUGAGAGUGAAAAUGAAUGCAUUUCAAUGUUUGAUAAGGUUUCAUAGGUAAAUAAAGAAUGUCACUUUUUUAUUUAACUGAUAAAGUUUUUGCUAUUUUGUUAUUUGCAACUUUGAUGAGUAAACCAAAGAAAAUUUGCAUUCUAAGCAGUUUGUGUGUUGCUUCCACAUAAUGUUAUGUGUCUGAAUAACAAAGUAAGCAUUUGCAUAUUUUGUAAAAAAGGAAAUGGAAACAUGCCGGCCAACUCUUUGACCUGGGGAAAAACAGAUCAAACACAGGCACUAAAUAUUUGCAUUUGUCACUGUGUCAGAUUUAGUGAACUCUUUUGCUUUGGAUUUGCCUACCUCUCAGAAUACUGAUAUUAAAAUAACAGCUCACCAGGAAAGCCACACCAAAAAAUCCCAGACCUUGAGAUCUGCUUUAACUCUGCAUCCUAGUGGAGGUGGUCACUUUCUAUGGGACCAUCAUGUGCUUGUCUAACACAAGGAACAGAAGCAGAGAGUGUUCCCCAUCUGAAGUACAUCCUAACACCAAGAUUUGAACUGCAAGUACAGCUCUCUCCUCCCGGAGCCAUAUGGUAUAACUGUAUGUAUAACAAUAGCACAGUGAGUGCAGAAAUCACCGCGCCCCCUCCCCCUAGCUUCAUAGCUUGCUAAGGAGCUUAUUAAUUUUCAUCGGCAGCCUCCCUUCAGCAGCUCUGAUUUCCCCUUGUGGGAAAGCUGACAGCGAUCAGAUGUCAGCUACUGACUUGGUGCAUUCCGUUCUCUACCAGAUCUCCUUCUGCAGAGGUAUGGAAAAAUGGAGUGCCUGGGUAGUACUUCUUGCAUGUCUCUAGCUUUGGAUAGGAACAGCCAGAAAGAGAGGCUUGGGAGGGGUCCUUUAGACUAGUCUGGACACAUCUGGAUCAUAGAGAUGCAUCUGUGGGGUAGUAAUCAAAUGUACAUGGCAAAGAGGGAAAAAAAGCUCUAACACAAAAGGAAGGCAGUGAAGAGUGUCCUGCAGGAGGGAAUCCUGUUUGCCAGUCUCUCAGCAUGACCUUUUGGAGGGAAGCCACUUUUCCUUACCAGUCCUUUGCUGGAAGGACUGCCUUAGGCACAUCUGUUACAAAGUCAUCACCAGCAGGUUCGUUUCUGAUGCAACAGGACUCCCCUUAUGCAUGAGCUUAAUGGAGGGGGAAAGUUGGAAAGAAUCCAGGGAUAGAUCAUUCUGAGCCAAGUUAAUAGUCAUUUGGGGAUCUUUUUAAUUGUGCCUUUGUUAACAUUUUGGAAAGAAAUCAUGAAUUGUUUUAAAAUGACUAUUAACUUUGUAUGACUUCUCUACCAACAUUAUGAGUUAACAGGUGAGUGAUAAUGCUCAUGUUAACAACUGACUCUGACAGUGGUUAUUACGAGCCAGGCACAUUAAUUCAUUUAAUCCCUCCACUAACAUUUUCAGUUUUACAAAGGAGGACAAUGAGGCAGGGGAAAUGAAGGAAUUUACCUGAGGUCACUUAAUUUAGGUCUUAAAGCCAAGGUAUUAAUAAAAAAACCCAAAAAACUUAAUUUCCAUUCAAAGAUGAUAUGGAUUAAGGCAAUGCUGGACACACCAUGAGUGAGUGUGCUUCUGGGGUAGUAUUUCACAUAGUGACAUUUUAAAUGGUAGCGAAAUCAUGCAGUUCUGAACAAGUUGCUGAUGAUCUGGGUUUGAUUUUAUACAAAGACACUUUAGAAAACUUGAACAUGGUUCCUAAUGUGGGGACAUCUUAUUGUUCAGAUUUCUUUCCCCUCAAGGAGAUCAUUUAAUCCGAGGUGCUCACAAUUAAUGACGACCUUGAGCAUUGAUUGAAUCAGGAGGUACAGCUACUCUCCUGCCUCCCCCUCAGGACUUUCCACAGACACACCAGGAGCUCUGUGUAAACCCAGCCAAGAAGACAGAAGCCACAGUUGAUCAUUGUUUCCCCAGAAAAGGUAUGGCAUCAAUUGGAAAUUCCAUCUUUUUCCAGGCUUAGAGGCUGGAAAUAUCUGUGCAAAUAAGUUUAAAAAUUAGCCUUGUGUUUUUGUGAUUAUUAGACCUUUCACGUACAACUCAGAAUUAGUUUAGAAAAAAAUGAACAUGUGUUAGGAACUUUCAUGGUACGGAAAUAAUGCUUUUAUUGUCUUAUAUAACAGUAUCUUAUUCACAAUUAUCUGGAAAGUUCUUCUCUUACCAUGUCAACACUUAAAAAAACAUAAAGCUUAAAUUUUUUGAUGGAUUUCCCUCCAAGAUUAAAAUAGCACUAUUUGUGGUCUGUACAUAAUAAAUCAAUUGGAAUAUUACCAAGCAUUUUAAUUUUUCCU